AGCCAAAAUUCAGAGUCAACCGAAGGACUCCAAAAUAAAUACUGAAGGACAGCUGAGCGAGGGAUGAACGGCCGGCUGAUCCUGAAGCAGCUUCCGAACCACUUGGUCUUCCGCAUCCUGCACUAUUCCCUGAUUUCCCAGCAGUUGCGGGACGAACUAGGAGUUUGUGCAGGAUCGUUGAGGUUAAAAGGGGGCGGAAGCAAGGCUUUGGAGUGGCAACCCUUCGUCCUGUGGCUGGCCAACCUGUUGCUGAACUACGCAGGCGAUAUCCUGGGAAACCUGCUGCUCGGCAGUCUGCCUCUGGAACCACUCUGCAAUACCGCAGAUAUCCUGCUUAGCUCGGUUAUCUGGUACUGCAUCUUUUACUGUCCCUUUGAUCUGGCAUACAAUCUGGCCAGCACAAUGGCUUUUCGCAUCCUGGCCACCGCCAUGUCGACGAUCAGCCAGAUUCAGCUGAUCGACCGAGGAGUUCAUUUGGCAGGACAAGUGUAUGGAAAUGCUCCUGUUCCAAUGCUAAUAGUUGGUACUGUCAUGGGAAGUGGAGCAGAGGCUCUGACGCCGGUGGCUAGUCUUUUGAUCAACAGAUGUCAGCACAACCAGUUGGCUUACCUCAAGCUAAACAACAACUCGAAGCUGGCGCUGAUCCUGUCCUGCUUUUUCAUCCUGGAGAUCUACCAAAGUCCUCUGAUUCUGGGUCUCUCGCGUCAUAGUCUAAUAGUCUACACCCUGGUGAUGACCAUUGCCUUGAAGUUCCUGUCGCUGACCUAUCGAACGGACCAUUUUAUAUGGCUAUUGGAGCACCAGAUACGAUAUAUCUUAUUUGGCGGGCUCUCGAGGGAUUUGAGCAAGUUCUUUCAACGCCUGCCGAAGCCUGAAGUCCGGCGAACGUGGGCGUUCUCUGAAUUCGAUUGAAGCCCUCGUGGGUAUUGCGUAAUCUUAACCCCCUCCCCCACUUCUCCACCAGAUUGAGGGGGGUGCGAGUGGGGUGGGGGCGUAUGAUUUAAGCGGCUUAAGUUACCGCCUCGUCCAGC
Molecule: messenger RNA, 1031 nt
Organism: Drosophila rhopaloa
Lineage: Eukaryota; Metazoa; Arthropoda; Insecta; Diptera; Drosophilidae
Product: trimeric intracellular cation channel type B
Exons: 3
Coding region: 64-912 (282 amino acids)
Biological process (GO): potassium ion transmembrane transport
Cellular component (GO): membrane
Molecular function (GO): identical protein binding; potassium channel activity
Source: RefSeq, a predicted model, not a curated record